Messenger RNA from Abrus precatorius (Indian licorice), 1350 nucleotides. Its product is annotated as probable disease resistance protein At1g61190. The coding region runs from base 1 to 1350 and encodes 449 amino acids. The record is from RefSeq and is a predicted model, not a curated record. Gene Ontology annotation, biological process: defense response; signal transduction. Gene Ontology annotation, molecular function: ADP binding. Lineage: Eukaryota; Viridiplantae; Streptophyta; Magnoliopsida; Fabales; Fabaceae. The transcript is spliced from 4 exons.
AUGGAAGACGCCGUUCUUAAUCUUAGACGUAGAGAAAGAAUGUAUCGACAGAUGAAGGAUGAAAAGGAUAAUCUGAUUUUAAAUAUUCAAAAUGUCAUGUGGAGAAUAGCUGAAGCAGCUACUAAAACAGAAAAGGUCAAUGAUGUUGUUUCCGAGUGGUUAAAUGAUGCGCACAAGCUCAUAAAAAAGGUUGAGAUAUGGGAUAAUCCUGAGAGAAAAUUUGAGCUGUAUGAUAAAAUGCUAUAUAAAAUAAAGACACAAAAUUCCAAAUGUAAAUUUGAACCUUUUUCCAUCCCAAUUCCAACUAUAGAAUACUCUUCUUCUACAAAUUUUGUGUGUUUGAAUUCUACAAAAGUAGCUUCAGAUCAGCUUUUGGAGGCACUAAGUGACAAGAGAAACCAUAUAAUUGAAUUGUAUGGUGAUAAAGGCUCUGGUAAAACAGAAUUAGUAAAAGCAGUGGGUGAGAAAGCCAAGUAUUUAAAGAUCUUUGAUGCAAUUUUAUUUGCCACUGUGUCUGAAAAUCCAAAUGUGUCAAUUCAAGACCAAAUUGUAGACUCGAUGAAUUUGAAACUUGACAAAAAUACUGAAGGUGCAAGAGCAAUAAAAAUAUAUUUGAAAUUAGAAAGUAAGGAUUCAAUUCUUGUGAUCUUGGAUGAUGUUAGGGAAUACCUUGAGUUAGAUGGUAUAGGUAUUCCUUGUAAUGGUAAUCGGUGUAAGGUUCUUUUGACCACGCGUCGCCAACAAGAAUGCAUACAUGAUGAUUCCUCAUCCAAUUUGUUAGAUGUUGCAAGGAAAGUUGCUUUGGAAUGUAAAGGGUUACCUAGUACAAUUAAGGAUGUGGGAUCUUCCUUAAAAUGUAAACCUAUUAAGGAGUGGGAAGCGUUUUCUUUAUCAAGCUUUGUGCGAGAGGGAUUCAAGACCUUCAUGGAUAAGGAUGGAUUAGAGGGUGGAAAUCAAAUUUCACGAUCACUUAUUAAAGCAUCAAGACUUUCAAUUAUUGUUUUCUCUAAAAACUAUGCAUACUCCUCUUGGUGCCUUGAUGAACUUGUUACUAUCCUAGAGUGUAUGAAGAAAAAGCACCAAGAAGUUUUGCCAAUCUUUUACAAAGUAGUACCUUCCGAUGUGAGGCAUCAGAAAAAUAUUUAUGGUGAAGCAAUGGCUAAACAUGAAAAGGCAUUUGAAAAUGAUUCUGAAAGGGUGAAGAGAUGGAGAUCAGCUUUAUCUGAAGCUUCCAACUUGUCUGGAAUGCAUUAUACUACAGAGUAUGAAUAUGAAUUUAUCCAAAUGAUCGUCGAAAGUGUUAGUAACAUGAAAAAUCGUUUAUACCUAAAAAGUAAGGAUAUUAACUAG